Molecule: messenger RNA, 1172 nt
Organism: Mollisia scopiformis
Lineage: Eukaryota; Fungi; Ascomycota; Leotiomycetes; Helotiales; Mollisiaceae
Exons: 1
Coding region: 273-818 (181 amino acids)
Source: RefSeq, a predicted model, not a curated record
GUCAAACCAUGGUACUGCUACUCGCUUGUGCAUUUAGAACGGUAGAGCGGGAAGCUAAAAUGAAUCUCUAAACCAGAAACAUACAAGUAGACCUGUCAUAACAGUAUAACAAAACUCUAAUACUAGCUUCCGUGUGUCUACACGUCAAUAAAAUGUUGAAUUUUUCAAAUGCCAGCCUGGUCUUAGUGGUCUCGUACGAGUAUAAAUUCUCGAUCUUGCCUUCGUUAAUCUCUCCGUUCUCUUACCUCUCAACCAUUACUUCCAAAUUCAAAAUGCGCUUCCCUAUGCCCCCCAUAAAUGGUACGGCCAUUGCGGCAAUCCUUCACCAUGCAACUAGGAAUGCAUCCGCUCACGUCUCCGAUGCCACAUCCCAACGAGAUGACAUUGCUCCACAUCAAGAUCACGCAAUCGUCAAAGAACACCACUACCAACCUCCAGGAUUUCUCGGUAUACCACCAGUCUUCGGCGAGAACAUACUCAAAGCGCUCGCUAUUGUCAUCGAAAGCCACCCCGACAAUCACACCAACGGCACCGACCAUCCCCUCCUUGUCGCCAUGAACGCUACCAUCCACUCCAUUCUGAACCCAACAAACCUUACUGUCACCUUGAGCAACUCUACCGAUGACAAGCUUGAACCUCGAGGAAGUCCGUAUGCUUGGGAGAAAAGCGGCGGCAGACGUCUGCCACCUUGUCCCGGAUGGCCUGCCAAGCAGAGGUAUAACGCUACUCAUUGGAGGGAGUGGACCUUCUUCCACGGUUAUGAGUACGGACUACUUGAUCCUAAAUGCCCAGUGUCCAAUGGUGGCGUAGGAAUAUAGAUGUACUGUACAUAGUACACUGGAGACCAGCCGAUGUAUUUAAGCUUGGAGUUGAAACACGAGAACUUUCCAGGUGGAAUUUAGAAUACAUUGUUGUUUCCUUCUGAAAACCUAGUCCGCGUGAUAAAUAUUCUAAUACUUGAAUGGAGAGGAUCCUCAUCGAGAAGUGAAUAUCAAAGACAAACCUGGCAGAAAAAGAGGAAAAGUCACUCAUGUUGUGCGAGAAGCUUCGCCCAAUCUGGAAGGUGGGGUUACUGCACUUCUGCAGACCCAACUGCAACCAUUUAUCAAGUUGAAAGUUUGGAUGCAUCUCACGACAUUCUUCAUGAAAGUACUGUCUGUAGUCGUGUGUUU